Molecule: messenger RNA, 5991 nt
Organism: Gadus chalcogrammus (walleye pollock)
Lineage: Eukaryota; Metazoa; Chordata; Actinopteri; Gadiformes; Gadidae
Gene: parp14rs1
Product: poly(ADP-ribose) polymerase family member 14-related sequence 1
Exons: 16
Coding region: 58-5379 (1773 amino acids)
Biological process (GO): negative regulation of gene expression
Cellular component (GO): cytoplasm; nucleus
Molecular function (GO): transcription corepressor activity; NAD+ poly-ADP-ribosyltransferase activity
Source: RefSeq, a predicted model, not a curated record
GACUCCACGCCCAGAAAAGGAGACGUUUAAAAAACACUCAGUGAGUUGGCGUGAACGAUGGACGACGACGCGUACUCGUACGCUCUGGUCGUGGAGCUCGAAGAAAACAACGUUCCCAGACUUAAAAACAAACUAGUUAAGUAUUUCCAGAGUAAAAAACGGGCCGGCGGUGGUGAAUGUAAAAUUCAGUAUGAGGAAAGAAGCAGGACCGCGGUGCUGCGUUUCAGGAGGGAAGAAGACAGGGCGAGGGUUGUGGCUCAAGAAACCCAUGAGAUCGUCCUGGACGAAGGGAGGUUAAAUGUGACCGUGCACUUGCCUGAGGAGAGUCCCGGGAGGCCUCAGUUGACAACCACUUCCAACAAAGAACAAAGCAACCCGGAUGGACGUGCAGCGGAGGAGGAGACCCAGGUUGAGGCGGUGAGCAGGGAAGAAAAGACAGAAGAGCCAGCAUUGGGUUCCACCUCCGCUGUCUUAGAAAACGUUCCCCAGGACAAGGGCAAGGAGUUCAUGGAGAUGUUGGUGCUCAACAUCUGCAAGAACUUCAAGUCACCGCUGACCACCCAACCUGAAUUCAGUUUGGAGAUGCUCUCCGACACAUGCUCCAUUGUGGUUACUUUCUCAAGUGCAAAAGAAAAUAAUGAGUUCAUUACAAGCUGCAAGACAAACAGGACCUUCUUGAGCAAUAAAUUAGCUGUCAGAGCUCUGGAAGUCACAUCCCAAGUCAAAGUUGAGGAUGUGUCAAACAUCAAGGAAGAUGUCCUCCUGCUGUACUUUGAGAAUGGAGGUUGGGAAGUUGAACAGGUCACCGCCGAUGAAGAGGAACAGUCUGCUGUCAUCUUAUUCAAAAUGGCUACAGCUGUUCAAGGGAUAAUCAAGAAGGAACAUUGCAUCGGGAAGAAAUGGGUCAAAGUUUUUCCAUUUUACGACUCCUUGGGAACGGCUCUUUAUGGCAAAGACCGACCCACACCAAAACUACCCGCUGCCUUCUCUCAAAGCAUAUAUUCCUCGCUCUUGAAGUACCUCCACCAGAAUCAGGAAGCAGCAGAGAUGGUUUGCGGUCACUUGUCAGCACUCUUCUGCAAGGUAGACCUCCUACCCUCAUCUGUGAGUUUCAGCCCUCUUCCAGCACUGCUCGAGCAGAAAGAUGUUAAAGCCAAAGACAUCAAACAGUGGAAACAAUCAGUGGAGCAGGCCUUCACACAGGUCUUGUCCAGGUUCAAAACUCUGAAGCUUCAGCCUCCAUUAUCAGCAUGGGAAGAGUGUGAAGCGCAGGUCAGAGAGAUUGUUUUAGACAAGACCGUGGAAAUCAUCGCUGAGGAAGCUGAUGGUACAUUGUCAGUGGUCGGCCUUGUGGACGAUGUGACCAGACUAGAGCCCACAUUGAAUGACCUCUUGACCAGGAUUGAGAAAAGGUUACUGAGGGAGAAUUCAAGUAUUACACAGGAAUUUAAGAUAUCCAAAGUUAUGUUUCACUUACUCUGUCAAGAUGGCCUAGUUGACCAAUUGGAAGGUUUUUACCCAGAACUGGAAAUAUCAUUUCAAGAUAAAAUGAUCUUAAAUGGUUUUCAACAGGAGGUUAACAGAGCAGUUAAUCUGGUUUUUAACAGAGUGAUGGCGGUAAAACGGCAGAAGCUCGAGUUGGACAACGCCCUUUUCCAGUUUUUGAAGGAUAACGAUGAGGAAGAGCUGACAAAAAUUGUCUUCACAUCUAAUGGAAUUCAUGCAGCAGUUGAGAAAGAUGAUACAAGCCUGAGCAUCAUUGCUGUUUCAGACAACGUUCUGAGAAAGGCUGAAGAUCAACUGAAACAAGUGCUGACCUCUAAGUACAUUGAUACUAGUGAUAGUUAUGUAUUGAAGAAGCCGGAGUGGCAAAACCUCGUCAAAUGUUUGGAAGAAGGCAACAAUACAACCUCGAAGAAGAUUGUUAUUACAACAUCCAGUAAUCAUCAAUUAGAGAGAGUAACAGUAGUUGGCUACAAGGAUAGUGUAAUACCAGCUUUCAAAGAAAUUAAGGAGCACCUCCACAAGUAUUCCCAAGUUUUUGAAACUCAUAGGGUCAAGUCUGACACUAUUGUCAGUUAUAUUACAACUCAAAACAAUACCUGGUAUGAAAAAGGGAAGGACAAAGUGGAAAUUUAUUUUGAGAAGGAGGCUGUUAACUUCAGAGGUCCUAGAGAAGAUGUCAUGAAUUGUAAAAGCAUCCUAGUUUCCAUGAUCUCUAAAGUUUGCUUUGAGGAAUAUCAACUCCCCCAGCCUGGGGCAAAGGAAUUUUUUCAAGAAGAAAAAGAUAUGUAUGUUUCUACAUUAAAGAAGGAAACCGGUUGCUUAGUCCAGUUGGUGGAGGCUAGUGGACAAAAUGACCUGCUACGCUCCAGGCCCAUACACAAUCUUCAAACACCGGACGGCAUUGAUAUAGUUGUUAGUAAAGCUGAUCUAUGUAGCUACCCAGUAGAUGCCGUGGUAAUCAAUUCGAAUAAGAGCUUGAAACUUCAUGGAGGUAUUGGAGGAGCAUUUGUGGCUGCCGCUGGCUCUUGCUUGCAGGAGGAGUGUGAUAAAAUCCAAAUCCAGGGAGGGGAGCUGAAGCCAGGAGACAGUGUAAUUACUGGUGCAGGGGGUCGGCUCCAAUGCAAAAAAGUAAUCCACGUGGUGGGGCCCCAGUAUGAUCCAUCUAACCACCAGAGGACAGUGGGGCAGCUGAGAAGAGCUGUUAAAGGAAGUCUAGAACUUGCUGAGAUGAGUGGCUGUCAAUCUCUGGCCAUCUCUGCCAUCAGUGCCAACAUGGGGUUCCCAAUAGACCUGUGUGCCGACACCAUCAUCAAAGUGAUGAAGGAACAUUGUGAGGACCACUUUGGUCAAAACCCCCUGAAGCAGAUCCAUUUUGUGAGCUUGGAUGACCAUGCAGUUCAAGCUUUUGAGAAAGCUGUGAGAGACAAGUUUGGAAACCAAGGAAGAAUUGGUUCUCGACAGAGUGUUCCUGACAAACAAAAUAACAACUCUUCCAAACCACUGGGGACCGAUGUAGGAAUGAGGAUACAAUUAGGGAAUAUUGAAGAUGCUAAGACCCAGGUGGUUGUGAAUGUUGUGGGAAAAGAGCUUGAUCUGGAAAAUGGAGCCGUUUCCAAAGCUAUUCUCAGUGCAGCUGGACCAAAACUUCAGUAUUUGGUCAAUGAACAGAGGAAAACAGGAGACAUUGGUGAUGUUAUCGUUACGGACGGUUGCAAACUGAAAAGCAACUGUGUUUUUCAUGCUGUAGUCCCUGCUUGGGACAAGCAGGGCAACGCUCUCAAGAUAAUGAGAGGGAUUGUUGCAGACUGCUUGAACAAGGCAGAGAAACAUGGUCUUACCUCCAUAUCCUUCCCUGCCAUUGGAACUGGAAACCUGGGCUUCCCCAAAGACCGUGCAGCAUCUGUAAUGAUGGAGGAAGUCUCAAAGUUUUACAAACAGCCACGGUGCUUGAAGACGGUGGUCAUUGUCCUCUAUCCGAAAGACCAAGAGACCAUCCAGGUUUUCACAGAUGCAUUCAACAAACAGCUCCCGACAACAACAAAUGUUCCAGCCCCUACCAAGUCUAAGUCAAGUCUCUUCUCCAAAGUCACCUCAGCUUCGGGGCGGCAUGAGAUUACAAUCGGACAUGUUAGAGUACAGGUUGUGUCGGGGGACAUCACCAAGGAGAAAACUGAUGUCAUCGUCAACUCUUCCAACGAAUCAUUCACCCUCAAGUCAGGAGUGUCCAAGGCAAUUCUGGACGCAGCUGGUCCAACUGUAGAAAAUGAAUGUAAUAAACUAGGUGGACAGCCCAACACAGGAAUGAUAUUGACUACGCCAGGAAACCUGAUGUGUAAAAAGAUACUCCACUUGGCCGGACGCAGCAACCCCCAGGAUAUCAAAGAUACAAUGAAAGAUGCUCUUGUAUUGGUUGAACGAAAACAAUACACUUCUAUCUCUUUUCCUGCUCUGGGUACAGGUAAAGGUAAUGCCCAGGCAGGGAAGGUGGCUGAUGCCAUGUUAGAUGCAGUGGUGGACAUGGUGUCACAGAGUGCUCCGGGUAGCCUGAAGGAGGUUCGCAUCAUCAUAUUCCAACAGGCCAUGAUGAAGGACUUCAUCAGUAGAAUGGAGAAGAAAGCAGGCUCGGACAAGCACAACAUUUCGCUAUUUGGAAAAUUGAAAGGCGGCAUCUCAGCAUUUUUAGGUGGAGGAAGGGAAGCCAAGCCACAAAAACAUUAUGACUUUUCCUCUCAAGAUCGCAAAAUUGAGCCGGCCCACUUCCACAUAUGUGGUAGUUCACAGGCUGAAGUAAACAAAGCGAAAACAUGGAUCAAGGAUCUGAUAUCCAAGGAGCAUACCAAUAGCUCCAUUAAAGACAGAGCGAUUCUCAGUUUAUCCGAUUCAGAUAUCCAGCGCAUUAUGGACAUUCAGAAUACCAUGAACGUUAGUGUGCAGAUUGAACCUAACGAUGCCUGUAUCAACAUAGAGGGGCUCACAAAAUACAUGUAUAAGGCCAACAAUGAAAUACAGGAGAUUUUGAAGAAAGUCAGAGAUGAAGAAGAGAUCAAGAAGAUUCUAGAAACCGUUGACUGGCAGUACCAGCUUCAGGGGUUUCAAUUCCAGAACUUUGACGACAACUCCAAAUUCCUGCUUGAGCAAGCUCACCACAACCAGCAGCCUCAUAUAGAUGUAGACAUCCAGGGCCGAGUGCACAAGGUUGAUGUGCCAAAUAGAACUGCCACCGACAACCAAGGCAACAGCAUUGAUAUCAGACGCCAUGACUUGCUGAAAGAUCAAGAUGUUGUAAACUUGCCAAAGCACUGGGAAACAAUGCCAAGCGGCACUUCAUGUCAAAGUUUCACCGUCCUGCCCGAAACUCCGGAAUAUGAUGAAGUACUACAACUCUUCAAGGCCACAGUCCAACGAAAUGUUAUUAAGAUUGAAAGGAUUCAGAAUUCCUUUUUGUGGAAGAGUCUUCAACUUAAAAAGGCUGAUAUGGAAGCAAGAAACGGUCACCAGAACAACGAGAGGCAACUCUUCCAUGGAGCCUGCUCAACCUCUAUCCAAGAUAUCAACCGAUACGGUUUCAACAGGAGUUACGCAGGAAAGAACGCUGCCCACUUUGGCAAUGGCACAUAUUUUGCUGUCAAUGCAAAUUAUUCUGCCCAUGAUACUUAUUCUAAGCCGGAUGCCCAAGGGCAGAAGUGUGUGUACCUGUGUCGUGUUCUGACGGGAGAUUUUACCACGGGAACUCGGGGCAUGGUCGUGCCUCCAACAAAACCCUCCUCCUCUUUGCAGUAUGACAGUGUUGUCGAUCGUCUCAACCGCAUUCAAAUGUUUGUCAUUUUCCAUGACACUCACGCUUGUCCGGAAUAUUUGAUAACAUUCAAUUAGGAGAAGACAUGAGAGAGAUCGCCAAAUUAUGAUUCUUUACACACACUUUACACACACGUCUUUUUUUCUUUCACCGUGAAACUCUUUACCUCUAUGAUAUGUGUACAAUCAGCCAUGUCAACACUUAAAUAUAAUGUUAGUGUCGCCUGAAUGUUAAAAAGGUGAAGGUUGUUUUAGAUACUACAAAAUCAUGUUGGGUGAUUAAUCAGAUAUUGUAAGCAGGAGGAUAUAAACUCAUGCAAGGCUUUAUCAAUGUGCAUGAGCCAUGCAUGCCAUUCAUUAAAAUUUGAUUUGAUUAUUUGGGUCCAUUCCUAUAUGUUAACAUGAGAAACUAGAGAAAAAUCCCCAAUCCCUACCUUCUCCUUAGCCUGACUAAACCUUGUUGACGAUGUCUAACUCUGAAACCUAAUUAAAGCUCUCUUGGACUGCCUGGGCUGUACUUUUUGGUGUUCUAGUUUCCGACUAGAAGGUAAAUCUUGAGAAAAAGCUAUUGAAAUCAGUCUGAUCUGGUAGCUAUGGUACUGCUCAAAGCCUCACAUUGAAGCUUAGAAAGGUUAUGAUUGCAGCAUUGAAUUUCAUUCUCUUACCAUAAUUAUUACUUUCACAUUGAAA